AUGGCAGAGGGGGGAGGGAAGCGACGGAGGAGGAUGGAAGUGGCGGAGGAGUACGAGCUGGCGGCUCGACCCAACAGGAGCAGGAUAGAAGAUGUGUCGGAAGCUACGUGGAUCACUCGCAAACAAGUCGCCAUCCUGCAGCAGCCCCGAGGAAAGGUCCUACAAACCAUGGGGCACAUGGCUGGUGACGAUGGUGCUGCUCGACAAUGGCAGCUGCUACCAGAGGAGGCGCUGUUCAUGGUGCAGCAAGGCCUCCUUGCUAUGAGGAAUGAGAAGGAAGCUCGGGCCAUGGCGGUGACUGAAGCCAUGGAUCGGGUUUUCAGCGGCGGGAUGUCUCCCUUCUUCUUUCACGCGUACGCAAAGAUCCGCGAUGCAGGGUUCGUAGCUGCGAGGGCAGAGGGGAACUUCCAUGGCAGGCCGCUGCUCCAUGUAUGGAAACCUGAGCUGUCGAAGAAAUGGCGAAAGAGCCAACCCAGCUUCGUCAUGGGGGUGGUGCGAUGCAGCGAAAGCCUCUCUUCCUCCUCCUGCGAGGAGCUUGUCAGGCUGCAGAGCCGUAGCAACUGUCCUCUGAGGAUGGCGAUGGUUGACGACUCGUUCGCCGUGACCUUCUUUGAUGUCCAUCCCAACCCUGACACCAGCGGAGCGGCCGGGAAUCCGAGCUGCGAAUUCCCUUGA
Guillardia theta CCMP2712 is the source of this 675-nucleotide messenger RNA. RefSeq lists its product as hypothetical. NCBI's taxonomy places the organism in Eukaryota, Cryptophyceae, Pyrenomonadales, Geminigeraceae. The record is from RefSeq and is a predicted model, not a curated record. The transcript has 2 exons. The coding region runs from base 1 to 675 and encodes 224 amino acids. Gene Ontology annotation, biological process: tRNA-type intron splice site recognition and cleavage. Gene Ontology annotation, cellular component: tRNA-intron endonuclease complex.